AUGAAACUAGGAAUCUGGGCUGUGGCCGUGGUCUUGUCAAUUUUCCACAGCGUGGCGCUUUCACAAGAAAUUACCAAUCACACUUGGCAGAUACAUCCUCGUGAAACAAAUCUUACGGACCUCACUGUUUUAACAGAUAUCAAAUACACGGUUAUUAACAGUCCUAGUGUUAUUGUGCAGGGUACUUUUUGGAAUAACGGCAGUUUUUUCGUCUUCAACAAUGAAAGGCCUAUUCAGUUGCAAGUAAAAGGACCCGGGUUCCACAAUUUCGGAACCAUCUCUUUCAACUCUAUUUCCUAUGUCGAAGAGGCUAGCUAUGCUAUUUGGGCUGGAGGUGCGUUUUGGAACUCUGGCACCAUAUAUUUUGAUGCGUGUAAAACGCCAUUUGAAGAGGUGCCUUUCAUUAUCAGCUCCACUAGAUUAUGGUAUAACGAAGGCCGAAUGAUUUUUAAAAAGACUGCAGGGUCUAUUGGCGAGCUAUUUGCUGGAGGAAGAUCUGUCAAAGACAACUCUUUAGCCAUUACCAAUCAGGGUACAAUUUCUUUGUACAAUACCCACUGGGGCGUGCAGACAAACAUCAAUGGAAAUGGCUGUAUCGUUGUGGGCUCCGGUUCAAGACUCAACUUGGAUUUUGCAAGUGGCGCUCCCAGACUAUUUACCUAG
Metschnikowia bicuspidata var. bicuspidata NRRL YB-4993 is the source of this 663-nucleotide messenger RNA. RefSeq lists its product as uncharacterized. The coding region runs from base 1 to 663 and encodes 220 amino acids. The record is from RefSeq and is a predicted model, not a curated record. Lineage: Eukaryota; Fungi; Ascomycota; Pichiomycetes; Serinales; Metschnikowiaceae. The transcript has a single exon.